This is a messenger RNA of Mya arenaria, 922 nucleotides long. RefSeq names its product C-type mannose receptor 2-like. Bases 71 to 922 code for a protein of 283 amino acids. The transcript has 6 exons. The record is from RefSeq and is a predicted model, not a curated record. NCBI's taxonomy places the organism in Eukaryota, Metazoa, Mollusca, Bivalvia, Myida, Myidae.
CUAUAUCCUGGUGCUCCCAUCCGGGGUGUGGGGCCAAUGUGCUGAUAUCGACAGCAGGGCUUGCGCUUUAAUGGCGCAACAAAAACCAAAUAUGUGUCAAGACCAAAGUAUUGCUCCCUCCGCUUGUCCAAGAUAUUGCAACUUGUGCCCACUGACAUGUUACAAUUGUCAAAGGAUGUCACAAAAUGACACGUGUAAUUCAACAAUGACGUGUGCAACUGGAGAGAAAUGCCUAUCCAACUUGAUUCACUCGACCGUUGAUGGACAUGAUGAGUACACCUUCACGUGUGCCACAAAUGAUGUUUGUGAUGGAAAAGCGGUAUUGGCGGUCGUGAUUGGAAAACGGCGUCUACAUCUAACAAGUCGUGACGCAGCUUUCUCUUGCUGUUCAACAGAUUUAUGCAAUAAUCCACCGACGUCAACGUACAACGUCGCUAGUUCAACAUCAAACGCCCCAAUAACUACCACCACUACCACCACCACCACCACCACAACGAGACCACCCGCCUACUGUGAUACGUCUGACGGCUACACCCUGCUUACUUCCAACUCCUCAACUCAGCUGUGUGUGAAGCUGCACCAGAGCACACUCGAAUUCGUGGACGCCAUGUCUCACUGUCAACGUGAAAAUGCCAGACUUGUUGUCCUCGACACUCAGGCGAAAUACGACUUGGCAAAGCCUGUCCUGAAAACAACACACCAUGACCACGUCUGGGUUGGAAUGCAGUAUAACAAAUACCAGAAUACAUUCAUUUGGUUGAACGGCAUCCAUGUGGACGCUAACGAUAACAGAUGGGGGAGCCAUGAACCGUCUCAUCCUUCGGCAGAGGGUUGUGUUUGUAUUGACAAACAUGACAACAAUGGUUUCCAUAAUGCAGUGUGCCAUUACCAUUAUGCCUACAUCUGUGAGAGGAAAAUGUAA